Molecule: messenger RNA, 525 nt
Organism: Geodia barretti
Lineage: Eukaryota; Metazoa; Porifera; Demospongiae; Tetractinellida; Geodiidae
Source: the annotation of a GenBank genome assembly
AUGGCGGUUGUCAAUGACUGCAUCGAGCAGGGAUUACAUCUCAAUUUCUGUCUGAACGACGAGCUCUAUGUCGCCGAACGCAACGCUUGGAGCGACCUUUAUGAAACACGAACAGGGGUCCCUGCUACGCCUAUCGGAGACCUACGCGAAUUAGCAGGCGAAACGCCAACGAAGCUGCUGAUUAUCCAUACGCCUGAAAAGUUGCAACCACUCUUAACGAGUUUUCAAACCAAUUACGCGGAGAAGCUUUAUGUUACGCAGACCCAAGCAGAAUAUAUAGAAUUUAUGAAUCCAGAAGUUACUAAGGGGCACGCACUGACAGCUCUCGCCAACCGGUUCAACAUCCCGAUGGAUACGGUUGUCGCUUUUGGCGAUAGUUAUAACGAUGAGAGUCUACUCAAAACAGCAGGUUUCGGAAUAGCCAUGGAAAACGCAGUUCCGCCGAUCCGUGCUUGUGCUGACUUCAUCACGACGACAAAUGACGAUAACGGGGUGGCAAAAGCGAUUUGGGAAUUGAUUCUCUGA